This is a messenger RNA of Carlito syrichta (Philippine tarsier), 822 nucleotides long. Its product is annotated as low-density lipoprotein receptor-related protein 3-like. The annotation marks the transcript as partial. The transcript has 6 exons. The record is from RefSeq and is a predicted model, not a curated record. Lineage: Eukaryota; Metazoa; Chordata; Mammalia; Primates; Tarsiidae. Gene Ontology annotation, molecular function: protein binding.
AUGGCCAUCUCAAUCUUCUGUUCUCUUCUGGUUUCGGGACUCGAGCCUUUUCGGGACUCGAGCCCCGGGCGGUCAGUUCUCCAGAGGGUGCCCCGAGCCCGAAACGCGGGCCUCCUCCGACUCCCCAGGGCCUGUGACAGUGGCUGCGUGGGCUCAGGGACCCCUGGGAGGGCGCGUCCCCGGCGCCGCUCACGGUUUGCCGAAGCCGCCGAAAUGGCAAAGUCAAAACGUGGUCCCCCCCCCCACGUCCCACGAGUCAGGGAAGGCCCGAGCCCCCGCUUGAACAUCUUUCUCACCGGGAGGCUCAGCAGCGCGGUUCCCGCCCUAGCGGCCUGCAGUGGGAAGUUGGAGCAGCACACGGAGCGGCGUGGUGUCAUCUACAGCCCGGCCUGGCCCCUCAACUACCCGCCAGGCACCAACUGCAGCUGGUACAUCCAGGGCGACCGUGGGGACAUGAUCACCAUCAGCUUCCGAAACUUUGACGUGGAGGAGUCCCACCAGUGUUCCCUGGACUGGCUGCUGCUGGGCCCAGCCUCGCCCCCGCGCCAGGAGGCCUUCCGCCUGUGUGGCUCUGCCAUCCCCCCAGCCUUCAUCUCUGCCCGCGACCACGUCUGGAUCUUUUUCCACUCCGAUGCCUCCAGCUCCGGCCAGGCCCAGGGCUUCCGGCUCUCCUACAUUCGAGGGAAGCUGGGCCAGGCCUCUUGCCAGGCCGACGAGUUCCGCUGUGACAACGGCAAGUGCCUGCCGGGCCCGUGGCAGUGCAACACUGUGGACGAGUGCGGGGACGGCUCCGACGAGGGCAACUGCUCGGCGCCUGCCUCU